Molecule: messenger RNA, 6259 nt
Organism: Callorhinus ursinus (northern fur seal)
Lineage: Eukaryota; Metazoa; Chordata; Mammalia; Carnivora; Otariidae
Gene: ZNF202
Product: zinc finger protein 202
Biological process (GO): regulation of DNA-templated transcription
Cellular component (GO): nucleus
Source: RefSeq, a predicted model, not a curated record
GGGUGCAGAGGGGGCAGGACUGGGAAGACUAGGGGUGACCUGAACAGAGUCGUUCAUUCAACAUACAAGUGACUGUUACCUACCAGCGUGGUGUAGGAGACGGUCAUGUUUUUAAAAGGUCCCACUGAUACCGUUCAGUGGUUCCUAAUGGCUCAACCAGGGGAAUGGAAGUGGAGAUGAGAUAGAUGAAUUGGAAAGACAUUUAGAAGGAAGGAUUAACAAGAUCGGUGAAUAAAAAAGAGUGUAGAAACAGUGGAGGGCAAGGUGGAUUCUUGCUGAUAAAAAAAGAGGAAGAAAACUUUAGCUUAUUCGUUUAAAUUCCCUUACUGCGCACUUUAUUAUGCAUGUUGGAAAGUUGAAGGAGUUUCGUAGGAAGCAUAACCAGUGGCUGUAUCUGGUAUCCCAGGAUCGAUACCACAGACGUGGUGAUAGAGGUGUGCCCAGGUUGCUGCAGAAGCACAGUGAUUUCUCACCAUUUUAAGGGUAAGGGGAAUGGGAUCAAAGAAAAUAUCUCAGAAAACAUGAAGUCUGAGCUGUCUUAGAAGUAAAGUUUCACCUAAUGAAGGGUAAAGACUCACAAGGAACAACAUGUUCUAAAGCCAAAGAGAUGGGAUUUGUGUGUGCUUCACAGGCAUACACGAUGCGUGUGUGUGUGUGUGUGUGCGCGCGCACGCGUGCACGCGUGGGCGUGCUGCGUGUAUUGAGGAGGAUUGAAGAGGAGGGAGAAAAGAAAGUCUGCCUAAUCUAUAAUACUUAGGAGUUUGUCUUUCACUUACGAGACAGAGGAAUGGUUGAGGAUCUUAAAUAGGAAAGGGACAUGAUCACGUUUGCCAACAGUGCCGGUCACUCUUGUGAUAUGGUCCUUGGUAACUUGAAGGUAACAUACUUGGAGGCAGGUGGCUCAGGAUUGGAGGCAGUUGGAGUAAUCCAGACAAGAACUGAUAAGGAGCUAGGGUGUAAAUCAUAGGAAUGAAGAAGAGGGGGCCAUGUGAAGAAAUGGAACACACCAUGCAGCAUUGGAGGUGGGGGGUGGGAACAUUGCAUUUAGAAGGAACAGCCUUCCUACAGGCAUGGUGUCCUGAAAAGACACCCCCUUUCGAUUGGAAGAUCAGCAGUGCACCCAUGAUAGCUCCGUGAUAACACAGCAAAGGGGAGGAUAUUAGGCUUGAAAAAUCAACUGAGGGCUGAUUGUGAAGAGCUUCAUGUGCCAUGCCAAGGAUGUUAUAGCUGAUCUUAUUAACAGAAGUAUUUUUAAAUGUUGAGCAGUGCAGUUGGGACUAUAAUUUAGAAAGAUAGUUAACAUUGGGUUGCCAUUGCUCUUCUGAGCACUUGGCAGAGGGUGGUAUGUUUAAUCCUCAUAGUCACGCUAUUAGAUGGAUACCAUCCUUGCCUCCAUGCCACAGAUGGGGAAACAGGCAUAGAGAGCAUAGGAACUUAACUAUUGGCCUCACACCUACUAAACGGUACAGCCCAAAUUUAACCCCUGACACCAGACUCACUCCUUAACUUACACGCCCUAGGUGGUUCCUCCACCAUCACACACAUCAGGACCACGUGUAGCAUUUCGAAGGAUACAGUUGCCUACAUUGACUAAAUCCCAAGUAUCCAGAAGAGUGUUGAGUGAUACUUACUUUGCAAAAGCUUCACCAUAAUUAUGCUGCCCUUUACUCAUGGUCGAGUACGCAGGGAUCCCAGUUAGGAAGUUAGGUCAAUAGUCCAGGCGAGAGCUGAGGGCCCAAACUAAAGCGGUCUCUGGCAAAGAGGAGGAAACAGAUUUAGAGGCUUACGAGGUAGAAUUGGUUUAAUGGGCUGUAAGCAAUGGGAAAGAAUCAGAAUUGAGUCUAAAGAUUACAAAGUUGAGUGUUUACUUAGCUAGUGAUGAUCUCAGCCAAGACAGGAUCUUGGGAAGAGGGGUGGAUUUGGGAGUCAGCAGAAUGAGUUCAGUUUUGAACACUUGGGUUUGAGGGUCCAGAGGUCCUCCCAUUAAGAUGUCUUAGUAAGCGGAAGGUUGCUCUUGGGAGUGCCUGUGCACCCGCCACUGUGUAAGGGGCUUUCCUCACUGUUACCUCACACAAUUUGCCCCUCAAAUCUCUUGAGAGUCCCCAUUUUACAGAGGAAUUCAUAUUGAGUGUAAUUCAGUUUGCAGUGAGCCUUUAUAAAGGCUUCCCCAUCUGUUUCAGCCUGGCGGAUGUGUCUCCUCUCCUGGUGUGUAUGUAAACGUGUGUGUGACAUGGUCAGUACCACAUGUUCCAGCAGGCAGUGAGCAGCGUCCUUGGUCCUCACCAUUCUCCUUGCAGGUUCACAGGGUUCUUGAAGAAGAGGUGCAGUUUUUUUCUGUUUCUCUAUGGGGUGUGAACCUGGCCAAGGACAAGGGGUAAGAGAACAUACUUGAGGCAUAGAUCAUCCGAUUUCAGCCAAAUCUAUUUAGAGCUGAUGGUUGUGGAGAUUGGGGGCAGGGGAUUUAAUAGUGUAAGGAAGUGUUAUGUGUGCGGGGUUAUGAGUGAACUCAGAACUAUUUUCCCUGUGUAUAAUCUCAUGCUUAUACUCAUGUUUGUCUCUACUUCUCUGCCCCAGGUCCCUUGGGAGAAACUCCUUGAGGUGCCCAGGCUGAGACUGGGGGCUAAUGACAGUGUGAGCUCUAGAUGGUGUGAGACCCCUCCCCCCGAGAGCCAAACAAUGGCUACAGCCUUGGAACCAGAGGACCAGGAUCUUUGGGAAGAAGAGGGAAUUCUGAUGGUGAAAUUGGAAGAUGAUUUCACCUGUAGGCCAGAGUCUGUCUUACAGAGAGAUGACCCUGUGCUCGAGACCUCACACCAGAACUUCCGGCGCUUUCGCUACCAGGAAGCCGCAAGCCCUCGAGAAGCUCUCAUCCGACUGCGAGAACUUUGUCAUCAGUGGCUGAGGCCUGAAAGGCGGACAAAGGAGCAGAUCCUAGAGCUGCUUGUGCUGGAACAGUUCCUUACCGUCCUGCCUGGAGAACUGCAGAGCUGGGUGCGGGGCCAACGGCCAGAGAGUGGCGAGGAGGCAGUGACGCUGGUGGAGGGUUUGCAGAAACAACCCAGGAGACCAAGGCGGUGGGUGACUGUCCAUGUUCAUGGCCAGGAAGUCCUGUCAGAGGAGACGGUGCAUCCGGAAGCAGAGCCCGAGUCACCUAGUGAGCUGCAGAACCCUGUGCAGACCUCGACUCCCGAGGCGUCCCGUGAGGAGACCAUACAGAGCCCCAGUCUGGGGCCACCAGAAGAGCAGAGCCUGUGCCAUGAAUUGGAGUUCCAGCCCCUGCAGGAGAGCGAGGUUCCAGUGUCCCAGGACCCAGACCUUCCUGAAGAGAGGAACACUGGAAACCCAGAGAUGGUUGCCCUUCUUACUGCUCUUUCACAGGGAUUGGUAACUUUCAAGGACGUGGCUGUGUGCUUCUCCCAGGACCAGUGGAGCGAUCUGGAUCCCGCACAGAAAGAGUUCUAUGGAGAAUAUGUCUUGGAAGAAGACUGUGGAAUUGUGGUCUCUUUGUCAUUUCCAAUCCCCAGACUAGAUGAGAUCUCCCACGUUAGAGAGGAAGAGCCUUUGGUCCCAGAUACCCCAGAGCCUCAAGAGCCUCAAGAGCCAGAAAUCCUGAGUUUUACCUACACAGGAGAUAGGAGUGAAGAUGAAGAAGAGUAUCUUGAGCAGGAAGAUCUAAGUUUGGAAGAUCUACACAGAUCUAUUUUGGGAGAUCCAGAAAUCCACCAGACUCCAGACUGGGAAAUAGUCCUUGAGGAUGAUCCAAAUAGACUUAACGAAAGAAGAUUUGGUACAAGUAUUUCCCAAGUUAAUAGUUUAUCGAAUCUUCGGGAAACCAUGCCUAUCCACCCCUUGUUAGGGAGACACCAUGACUGUCCUGUAUGUGGGAAAAGUUUCACUUGUAACUCCCACCUUGUUAGACACCUAAGAACUCAUACAGGAGAGAAACCCUAUAAAUGUAUGGAGUGUGGAAAAAGUUACACGCGGAGCUCACAUCUUGCCAGGCACCAGAAGGUUCACAAAAUGGGCACUCCUUAUAAAUUUCCCCUAAACCGGAAGAAUUUGGAUGAGGCCUCCUCUCUGGUCCAGGCUGAGAGAACUCCACCUGUUGAGAAACCCUAUAGGUGUGACGAUUGUGGAAAACACUUCCGCUGGACCUCAGACCUUGUCCGGCAUCAGAGGACACACACAGGAGAAAAACCCUUCUUCUGUACUAUUUGUGGCAAAAGCUUCAGCCAGAAGUCUGUGCUGACAACACACCAAAGAAUCCACCUCGGAGGCAAACCCUACCUGUGUGGAGAGUGUGGGGAGGACUUCAGCGACCACAGGCGGUAUCUGGCGCACCGGAAGACCCACGCAGCUGAGGAGCUGUAUCUCUGUAGCGAGUGUGGGCGGUGCUUCAACCACAGCGCUGCGUUUGCCAAGCACCUGCGAGGACACGCCUCAGUGAGGCCCUGCCGGUGCAACGAAUGUGGGAAAAGUUUCAGUCGGAGGGACCACCUUGUCAGGCAUCAAAGAACCCACACUGGCGAGAAACCGUUCACGUGCCCUACCUGUGGAAAAAGCUUCAGCAGGGGCUAUCACUUAAUCAGGCAUCAGAGGACCCACUCAGAAAAGACCUCCUAGCUAGCUUCCUGUGUGAGGAGGUCUGCAUUCAGCCCUCACCCGGGGAUGGGCGAGGAGAUGCCCUCUUGUCAGCUCGGGAAGACCUUUUCCAGGGAGUCUCCCUGACUUGCCCAGAUCUCCGUCACCUCUUCCCACAGCUAAAUUAAAAUCCCCCUGGCAGAACCUCUCAACCUUCUUCUGCACCUUGAGGAGAUUUUUUUGCCCAAAGUACAACCUGGGUGGAGGCUUCUCCUUGACUGGAGUGUUCCCGCCUCUACCUCAUGGGUGUGAAGGAGGAGAUUUAGAAGACUUCCGAGGUUGUGGUUAUUAUAUUUUGCCCAAAAUAGGCUGUUGCAUAUCCUAAAGACUGCUUCACAGCCUCAAGUAUAAAGUUGCCCAGGACGGCCCUUUAGGUAUGGUAAGGGACCAGCCUCUAGGAUUCUGUCCUUACUGGGCUCAAAUCUUAAAGCACACAGCCCUGAACUCAAGGCAGGAGAUUUGCAUCCUCAUGGCUCUGCCACACACUCACAGGAUAACUACAAAUCUCUCACUGGUUCACUUCUUCACCAUGCACUUUCCUUUGAUCCUGGGGAGAGAUGGGAGAAGUGUCUGAUGGGGGAAAACCUCGAGGCUGUUUCCCGUGGACCUUGUCAGGCUGCUCCCUUACCCAUUGCCAAAUACCAGGUGCCAGACCCUGCUAGAAAGGAGGACCUAGUCAGAAGCCUCUUUCCUUGUGGGAUGCUUUCCUGUUAGAAUACUCAUGCCCACCCUUCUUAGUGUUCUACGAGCCUCUUGGUUUUGCCCCUAGCACUUCUGCAAAAGUGAGGCGCAAGUUGGGUGCUGGGGGCGUCAGUUAAACCAUGAUAUCAUUUACAUUCCCACACGUGUACAAGCCCACCCCUCCUGCCCUCUUCACAUGGGUUUGUGAGGGGAUUUUGGAACCAUGUCAGCUUACAUAGGUACUAUAGUAAUUACAGAGUCAUGAUUGAUUGGGUCACUUCCUUUAUAUGAGGAACAUGAGAAGACCUGAGACCAAACUGUGGAAGCAAAAUUUUUAAAAGCUGUUGCUGCUGGCGAAGGCCAUCAAGACUAUACUGACACCCAGCCCCUGUCAUCCCCGCCUUGGUUCUCUCAUAUCAGGGGAAAUUAGGAACCCCAGCACCUGGGACCCUGAAGAAUUUACCAGGAGUAAAUGGCUUUCAUGUAAUUGCGUUGUUUGCUUUUUCUUAUGUGAUCUCAUUUUUAUGUAAUUAAGAACUAAAUAGUAUUAUCUCAUGACCUGAUAGUAGGAUCUCUGUUGCCUGAUAAAGGUUCCUUGGAGAUGAGGUUGAAUAAUUAUGAACCUCACCUGCUCUGCUUGUGGGAGUGGCAAGGACUGGAUGAGCGUCCUCCGUAAGUGGAGCAUAGGGUAUGGGAUUAAAGCAUGAGAAGGGAGAUUGUCUUCUGUGCCUGGUUUCUUCAGCUGUUUCUCAGUCUAUAAUGUGCCAGUGUGUACAGAGAAAAUGGGUGGGAUAACCCGGCUCAGCCCUACCAGCUCAACAAGGCAAUUCUCAUUUUGGUCACUAAUGAUACUCCAGUUGACCAGUUUUGCUUUGAUACCAGUCAGUCAUUGUCCCGGAGAUAGACACAUAUGUAAUAAAUAAAAGUAACACCGGCA